AUACAUUUACACAAAUAUUAUUAUAAUUAUUAUUAUAACGAUUAUUGAUAAUAAAAUAUUACGAUAAAAAAAGUUCUUUGAUCGUUUAAGAGGUUAUAUGUGCACGACAAAAAGAAUUGGGUUGGAGGGACGUGUACAGAAAAGGAGAAAAAACAAUUCCGAAUGAAAAUUUUCGACUUCAAGGACAUCUCAUUUUAACGAGCCACCAUCGUUGGUCGAAUUCCUCAUAUAAUUGGAGUGAGAUGAGUACGAUGAGGGAACAAGCCGGGCCUUCCAGGCCUUCGGGUUCUGCUACGGAGGAAAAAGAAAAAGAUGAUAGAAUGUUUGAGUGUAACAUUUGUCUUGAUACAGCUAAGGAUGCAGUUGUAAGCAUGUGUGGACAUUUGUUUUGCUGGCCUUGUUUACAUCAAUGGCUAGAAACUCGUCCUUCACGACAAGUAUGUCCGGUUUGUAAAGCUGCUAUUAGCAAAGAAAAAGUCAUUCCAUUGUAUGGACGUGGAGCAACAAAACAGGAAGAUCCAAGAAAUAAUGUUCCACCUCGUCCUGCCGGACAGAGAUCGGAACCUGAAACCAAUCUUGGAUUCUCUGGAUUCGGGUUUGGUGAUGGCUCAUAUAUGUCUUUCGGUAUUGGAACAUUUCCAUUUGCAUUUUUCACGUCUACAUUUAAUUUUGGAGAGACUCGACCAAGUCCUGCUGCCCGAGGUACUCCACAAUUUGAAGAAGAGCAUUUCUUAUCUAAAAUAUUUCUUUGGUUAUCAUUGAUAUUCAUUUGCUGGCUGCUAAUGGCGUAACAGUUUUUUAACUCGCGCUAUAUGUCUCAUAAUAAUUUUUAAUAUUAUUCGGCCAGUCCAUUAUACGUGCGUUCUUCAUACAUAAUUUUCCUUAUUUUUAAUAAUAUUUGUUAAUCGUAUAAAAAACUAUAUAACUGCUUGGAUAAAUAAAUAUAUAU
Messenger RNA from Polistes dominula (European paper wasp), 949 nucleotides. Its product is annotated as E3 ubiquitin-protein ligase RNF185. Gene Ontology annotation, molecular function: metal ion binding; ubiquitin protein ligase activity. Gene Ontology annotation, biological process: ubiquitin-dependent protein catabolic process. Lineage: Eukaryota; Metazoa; Arthropoda; Insecta; Hymenoptera; Vespidae. The record is from RefSeq and is a predicted model, not a curated record. Gene Ontology annotation, cellular component: endoplasmic reticulum.